Messenger RNA from Pelodiscus sinensis (Chinese soft-shelled turtle), 627 nucleotides. The record is from RefSeq and is a predicted model, not a curated record. Lineage: Eukaryota; Metazoa; Chordata; Testudines; Trionychidae.
AUGGAAGGAAAAGCCCCACCUAUCUCUUCAAGCUUCUCUUUGUCUCCCCCCUGCAGGCUGAACACAGUUUUGUUCAAAGGCCUGGAAUCCACAAAAUGUAACAACACAUGGAAUGAGACCCAUCUUGUGGGUGACUUCUCCUCCUCGGCCCAGUUCUUUGUCACCUUCGCUGUUUUCGUCUUCCUCUACUGCAUGGUGGCGCUCGUGCUGUACGUGGGGUACCUGCACCUUUACCGCGGUGCGGGCAAGCUGCCCAUGGUGGACUUUGUGAUCACCGUGGUGGUUGCGUUUCUCUGGCUGGUCAGCACUUCGGCUUGGGCCAAAGCCUUGACUGACAUCAAAACAUCCACUGGGCCUGAUACCAUAUUGGGUAUAAAGUUCUGUGGCAUGCCGGGACAUUCCUGCGUGUUCGGUGGAGUCAGCAGCAUGGGGUCGCUCAACGUGUCCGUGGUGAUCGGGUUCCUGAACCUCAUUCUCUGGGCUGGCGACGCUUGGUUUGUGUAUAAGGAAACCAACCUGCACAAUCCCCCGGAGGCCCCAGCGCCACCAGCAGGCAGCACUCCACGGGGGAUGUGAAUGGCCCCGCCGGGACGCACCAGCGCCACGCACGGCCCUUGGACAGCAACU